This is a messenger RNA of Exophiala viscosa, 924 nucleotides long. Its product is annotated as Alpha/Beta hydrolase protein. The transcript has 3 exons. Bases 1 to 924 code for a protein of 307 amino acids. The record is from RefSeq and is a predicted model, not a curated record. Gene Ontology annotation, molecular function: lipase activity. Lineage: Eukaryota; Fungi; Ascomycota; Eurotiomycetes; Chaetothyriales; Herpotrichiellaceae.
AUGACAUGUUUCGAAAGACAAAGAGUAAUCACUGACAAGGUCUCCAGAUGGGUCGACCCUUCUUUCAUUUCAGCUUACAAGAAAUGGUGCUCCAACCACCACAUUCCAACAAACAUCGCCAUCAUCUCCCAAUACACUAAGGGCUACUGGCUGGGUGAUCCGCAAGCAGACUAUGUAAUGGUCUACUUCCACGGCGGAGGCUUCGCAUUCGGCGGAAAUGACGGGCAUCUGUUAUUCUGGGACGUCAUCAUCGAGAGACUGGCUAGUCGAAACGUGUCUCUGGGCGUAUUGUUUGUGGCAUACCCUCUGAUGCCGCAAGCGGUGUAUCCCCGUCAAUUUCAAGAGGCCGUCAACUCAAUACGAUACGUCCUUGAAGCUAUGAAACGCCCGCCUGGUCAAAUUAUGGUAGGAGGCGAUUCAGCUGGUGGGAACCUUGCAGUUGCGGCAAUGCUACAUGCAGCCCGUCCCUCCGAGCUGGCCCCUCCUCUGCCAGGAGUUUCAAUGACGGAAAAGCUGAGAGCACUCGUCCUACUAUCGCCAUGGGUCAGCUUUGACAUCUCUCUACACAGUUUUGAGCGAAAUCGGAACAAAGACUACCUGCAGGCGGAAACCGAGAAACGUUGGAGCGACCUGUACGUGGGUAGUCAAGAACCUUCACCAUACAAUGAGCCCGCUCGGGCCUCGCCAAGUGAAUGGAAAGAUAUUCCGGUACAAGACAUUCUCGUAACGGCAGGGUCCAAUGAAGUUCUGCUCGAUGGCAUCGAGAAAUGGGUGAAAGACCUGCAGGCUCACAAUUCGAAUGUCACAUACAAGGUGGCGAACGCAGAGCCUCAUGAAGCUCCCUUGACCUGGUCCAUUUUUGGGGAUCACCGCGAGACUGAAACACAGAGGAACGUUCUCGAUUGGCUGAAAGAUCAUGUCUGA